This is a messenger RNA of Suillus paluster, 1398 nucleotides long. RefSeq lists its product as uncharacterized. The transcript has 3 exons. The record is from RefSeq and is a predicted model, not a curated record. The coding region runs from base 443 to 1051 and encodes 202 amino acids. Lineage: Eukaryota; Fungi; Basidiomycota; Agaricomycetes; Boletales; Suillaceae.
CACAAUGUGCACAGUGCGUGCGACUGUGACUGCGAUAACUUGCCAAAUUCCCAGUGGCGAGGACUUCUAGGGUCAGGGACUUCCAUCCGCGGCUUGACUGCCUAAACGCCUAAAAUAUCGACCCCAUUUCACAAAUGGUUGCGUCGGUGCCUGUUAUCAUCAGAUAAGAUAGUUGCUCACUCCUUCCAUUCGCAGACGUCAAUCUGUGUGUAUGUGAACUUCUGCUCGAAAACACCAGGUUGCGCUUGGUUGGUAGUACACCGACUGCGCGUGCGAGCGUAGAUAUCGGACGGAACAUGCAUCUAAAUUUCUCAAUCGUCCUACGACCUAAUGUUAAAUAUCCGGGCUUCCAACUUUCUUUCCCAAAAACCGGAGUGGAGACCACCAGAACUUCAACAGUUCCUCUAGACCCUCUUCUUAGUAUUAACUUCUCCAGUCGACCAUGUUGGCCAACGAUUCAUACAGCACUGCAUCCACAAGUGUUGAGCUGGGAUGUGUUCCAGACGAUACUACUGGCUUGGAGCGCAUAAUGCUUGCGGCUCAAGGCGAUUUACAGAGACUACUGAGCUCAUAUUUUGCUCGCCCUAUCUUUAUCGAACUUAUCUAUGCGCACUGCUCUUCUCGUCUUGAGCCAGCAUGUCCAGAGAAACCCAUCACACAAUCACGACAGGUACAUCUCGUAUGUGCGUCACGCACCGUCUGCGUUGCGACAUCUACUGUUACCAUCACGUCUCCCGAGUGCGAACGCCUAUUUCUUGACGAAAAGUUCCCAAUCGGGCAGACCUUCCGACGCCUUAACCGUACUCCGAAGUUUAGUCUCCUCAGUGUAGAGACGCAAGCAAUCGGUGGACAGCGUGAACUUCGGAGAACGUAUAAGCUGGAAACCGAGGGCUUUGUUGCAGAAAUCUUGGAAGUAUUUCCGGACAGAGACAUGUUCGUCCGUGGCGAGGCAUGGUUGAUGGAGCGGAGGGCUGACUUAGACACCACUUGCACCAUCUCGACAGAAAAGCCUGAGUGGCUAUCCGUACGCAAGGGAAAUGUUGUUCAUUAGGGCUCGAGAAACCUCCAUACAUUACUUGUAAAACAUUUCGCCGUCAUACCGUACGUGUAUAAUUUUAUCUCGUCUGUUCAGACUACGAAAGAAAAUUUUGUAUAUUAGGAUUCACUAGACCCCCGUGGAUUUUUGUCUUUCAUUCGCGAGCUGUGUUUGCGAUUUUUAUAUAUUCGUCACUGGGUCACUUCCACAAUUCACAUAAUCGAUUGACUGGCACCGCACCCAUAUUAAAUAUUGAUAGACACCGCUCCCUCACCUAAGACCUUUGUUCAAGUUGCCCAAUCAGGCGUAAGAUUUGAGUGUUCCCAGCACACAUUGGUUAAUUGAAUAGAUGUCAGGCUGGC